This is a messenger RNA of Prorocentrum cordatum, 330 nucleotides long. The record is from the annotation of a GenBank genome assembly. NCBI's taxonomy places the organism in Eukaryota, Dinophyceae, Prorocentrales, Prorocentraceae.
AUGGGGACGGCCACCAGGCAGCGUGCCGAGAAGUACGCGAUGCUGCACCAGUGCCUCGCGUACCUCCUCCAAGCGAGCGGCCGCUACGCUUUCGUGUCCACCCCCGCGUGGUACCUGCCGCUCGUCAGUACGCUCCCAGCUUUGGCCAGGAGAGAGCAGGUGAGAAGAGACCUGGGGCAGCCGAGAGUCUGCCUGCGGGUGGUCUGGCCGGCAGUCUGCCUCGACCCCCAGGACUGCAUCGCCGCCGUCCACGCCGUGUGGGGCGGCAGCAUCCCCGGCAGGCGCGCCAGGCUCCGGCUCUGCCGCGGGGUGAGCGACCUGGGCAUGUGG